Messenger RNA from Racocetra persica, 586 nucleotides. The record is from the annotation of a GenBank genome assembly. Lineage: Eukaryota; Fungi; Glomeromycota; Glomeromycetes; Diversisporales; Gigasporaceae.
CUAUUUCAAGCCCAAGUUGGUCUAACUUUAGGCAAGAGUUUGGUGUAAAACAAGGAAUGACUAAACAUAUAUUUAAACAAGAAGGUGCAAACAAGUUAGAAAAAUUAGUUUUAAUUUUAUCUUGGAGACAGGAGGGUGUCUCAGAACUAAGCGAUUCAGAAACUGAAAAAGAAGAUAGAGAGCUAUUAGAAACAAGAGAGAUAGAACCAAUUGGAUGUAUUCUUGUCAAAGAAGACAAUAAGAAAUAUUCUAUCAAGAAACUCAGAACUGAAAAGAGCAUGAAGCCAAAUAUGUUGGAGUUCACAGAAGACAAAACCUUGCAAAAUCAGCAAACUAGAAUAAGAAACUCAUCAACAUAUGUGAAUCAAUUGAUGCCGAAGAUGACAAUAGCUAGUUAUUUGAACGAAACAGAGGUUCACAAGCCAGGUUCUACUCAAGAACAUAUCAUAAAACAGGUCGAAGAUUUGAAUGAAAAAGAAAAAGAACCAGAUUGGAAAGGCUCAACUAGGGUAAAAGCUUUCAAGAUUCUUGAAAAAUUGGCAAAAAAUAACAAAAGAUCAAUAGUUACUAAACAUAAUAACAGAAA